Molecule: messenger RNA, 1312 nt
Organism: Zymoseptoria tritici IPO323
Lineage: Eukaryota; Fungi; Ascomycota; Dothideomycetes; Mycosphaerellales; Mycosphaerellaceae
Exons: 2
Coding region: 15-728 (237 amino acids)
Biological process (GO): exocytosis
Cellular component (GO): cell tip; Golgi to plasma membrane transport vesicle
Molecular function (GO): guanyl-nucleotide exchange factor activity
Source: RefSeq, a predicted model, not a curated record
UACCCGCCCUUGUUAUGGCAUAUAAUGGCGCUCGAUAUGGCGCGCAAGUGGCCCACCGCCAUGGACCGCACGAUUCGGUGCAGUCCAAAGACGACAUCACGCACAUGCGACUCCGCGAGCUGGAAGAAGAGAACAGUCUCCUGUUGGAGAAGGUAACCUCUGCCUCACAACGUUUUGCCGACUACGAGAACCAGAUCCGCGUGCUACAACAACAGGUCAAGCUUCAAGAGCAGCGUAUGGCAGCUCUGAGCUCUACGACUGUGGACUCGGAACAAAUUAGCUCGGACAAUACAGGCCUAUCGCGACUGGGCAGUUUCAUGCGCAAGGGAUCCUUCGCGCCGACGGCCACGAGCCCAACUACCACCUCUCCACGCGAGCAAGAACUGGAGAAGUCUCUCGCAAAGGAGCAAAAGGCGCGUGAAGUGGCGGAGCAGAAGGAGAAGCAGGUCAACGCGGAAGUGGAGGAAUUGAGUACUACGCUGUUCCAGCAGGCCAAUGAGAUGGUCGCUACGGAGCGGAAGGAGAAUGCUGCGUUGAAGGCCCAGAUCAAAGAGCUUGAGAAGGCUGGCGGGAACGUGGCCGAAGCGGUUGGGAAGGAGAAUGAAAGACUCAAGGAGAGACUACAGACCAUGGAGCAGCGAGAUGUGGAGAAGCAGAAGCGUUUAGAGAGGCUGGAGGCCGCGCAGAAGAGGAUUGACCGCGUGCGGACAAUGUUGGUGCCGCGCUGAGCUCGCUUCGGAAUAUGCGGACGAUACUACUGCGCAGCCAGCGCAUUUCACGAGGUUUACGGACGGGAGCGACUUCACACCGGGCAGCCAGCAAAAAACGGGAGGUACCUUAUGCUGGAAUUGCAUCGAAGCACCGUCAUCGUGGCUGAUUUGGCGGUGAAUUCAUUCGCUGUGCCACGUCGAUCACGAGCUAUUGGACCGCCUCUGGAGACGAGCCCAUGGGAUACGAUCCUGCACUACAAGGAUCACCAUGCCACAAAUCAUCAGUGCCGGCGGCAUUGGGCAUCCUCUGAAUACUGGCUCCGCGAACGUCACAUUCGAGACAAAACACCGCCACACAGAUCCGUGGUUGUCGCAACGCAGUCCGUUUAUUAGCACUACCGUCGUGCUUACAGCUGUUCACGCCAGAAGAUCCGAACUCCCCGAGAAGUGUGAUAAUUUCAGAACGUCACGAAGGUCAUGUCAGGUCGACAAAGGCGAUAUGUCGUAUGAAGUGAUGGAACAGAUUCCGAGUGGAACGACACAGACAAUCUAGCACGGAAUUUCUGCCAAACUGAAUGGGAUCUUGGUGGACAUGGGCGAGG